AUGGGAAGCUCUUGCACGAAGGACUCCGCAAAGGAGCCCCAGAAAAGUGCGGAUAAGAUCAAGAGUACCAAUGAGACCAACCAGGGAGGGAAUGCGAGUGGCUCCCGGAAGAGCGCCGGCGGUCGGACCAACGAAUAUGACCCGAAGGAUGAUGGCUUCACGCCGAACAACGAAGACCGUUGCCCGAAGGAGGAUGGCCAUACAGGGAAGAACGACGACGGUGGCCCGAAGGAGGAUGGCCAUGCGCCGAAGAACGAUGACCAUGCCCCGAAGGAGGAUGGCCAUGCGCCGAAGAACGAUGACCAUGCCCCGAAGGAGGAUGGCCAUGCGCCGAAGAACGAUGACCAUGCCCCGAAGGAGGAUGGCCAUGCGCCGAAGAACGAUGACCAUGCCCCGAAGGAGGAUGGCCAUGCGCCGAAGAACGACGGGGAUGUGCAGAAGAAGAGCGAAGAUGGAGACAACGUGGGAGAGGGAGGCAAGGGCAAUGAGGAUGGUAACGAUGAUCAGCCGAAGGAGCACGCUGCCGGCAACUAG
Leishmania major strain Friedlin is the source of this 534-nucleotide messenger RNA. It is a transcript of the gene HASPB1, whose product is annotated as hydrophilic acylated surface protein b. The coding region runs from base 1 to 534 and encodes 177 amino acids. The transcript has a single exon. Lineage: Eukaryota; Euglenozoa; Kinetoplastea; Trypanosomatida; Trypanosomatidae. The record is from RefSeq and is a predicted model, not a curated record.